This is a messenger RNA of Oikopleura dioica, 873 nucleotides long. The record is from the annotation of a GenBank genome assembly. NCBI's taxonomy places the organism in Eukaryota, Metazoa, Chordata, Appendicularia, Copelata, Oikopleuridae.
AUGUUUAAGAUUUUUGUGGCGAGUUUGCUGCACGAGGCUGUCGGGGUUUCGUGUAUCGUUUGCUCGUCUGUUCGAGAAGAGUCAGUCAAGUCCUUUUCUGGAUCAGUGGCAUCCAUCGGUUCCAAAGGAGAUUGCUGGAGACAGCCGAAAGCUGCCAACUUCCGCUCAGAGGAAUGCGCGCUCGGAUGCUACUCGCUUUACUACGCCAUGCAGAUUGAAGACACGGACAAAGGCAAAAUCGAAAAACGAGUGGUAGAGCGUGGAUGUCAAUUCGAUAUCGAUGGCGAGGCAGGAGUACGAUUCCGCUUUCCUUCCGAUGGAACAUGCGCCGGAAUGUGCAAAGUGGCACUCCGGGAGAAAAAUUACGGAAAUUAUGGAACGAUAAACGCUAUUUUCGACACAAGUAGCUCCGCAACAGGAAACUCGUAUCCGUACGGUUCUCUGGAAUGGUCUGCCGCUGGUCCUCUUCGUUGUCAUCAGUGUUCAACGCACGGGCGCGUGGAAUCAAGCGCAGAUAUCUCUUGCUUGAGGCCAGAGGGAUCAGGCUCAACCUGUCCCUCUGUCAACGCAACAAGUUGCUACGAGACAACUGCCUUAUUCAACGUGACAGAUGAAUUUGGAGAGAAAAAUGAAUAUGCUUUUGCAGAACGAGGCUGCAGCAGCGCGAAAUCAAAUUCUCUAACAGACUCGAUUUUCUCGAAAAGUCACGAGCUCUUUAACGAUACUGAACGCGAGCUGACCACACAUUUCUGCAACGGAAAUGGAUGUAACUCAGCAUUUCCAGAAGAAGUAUUAGAUUUGGACAGUUCAGCUUCCAGCCUAAACAAUUUUGGAAUGCUCUCGGCUUUUAUUCUCCUUCAAAAUGCCUUAUAA